AUAUAGUAUAUUUCUGUAGCCCAGUGAUGUGGGUCGCCUCCAUUGUUGAGAAUACGACCCCACAGUGGAUCUGACGCAAAACCCAGUUGGAUUUCUUGCUUACAAUCCUCAGAUCUCUUCUAAUCCAAUCUUUGUGUAAUUGAAUCAAUCGAUCUUCCUCUAUUUCCAAGUUAAUCCAACAGUAGUUGUUGUUGGAUGAUAAAGGAGGGAGUCUAACUCAAACAUUUAGCUUCAAUGGGGUCCAAGAAGAAACUAAAUUCGCAGAAAAGUUUUCGUUCUGCUUCUCCAGUUACAGAAAUGUCAAUUUCAGAUCUUCGUGCGAAGCAUCAAAAGGAUUUAGAAAAUUUGAAUCUGUUGACACAGCCUUUCAGAACGCUCAAGCUUUUCAGUAUGGCGAUGAUGCAGUAUCUCAGGAAGUCGAUAGCAUAUCUUUUGUCACAUCGAUGGUGUAUGCUUUUCAGUACCAUUGCUGUGCUGGCCUUGAUUCUGCUUGUGACAACCGACGGUCCUCAUGUAAAGCAUGUUGAGGAGGUUCUUCAAUAUCUUAGGUUUGGACUAUGGUGGGUGGCUCUUGGUGUUGCAUCUUCUAUUGGCCUUGGGUCUGGUUUGCACACUUUUGUCCUCUAUCUGGGCCCUCAUAUUGCUUUAUUUACGAUAAAAGCAAUGAAGUGUGGGCGAGUUGACCUCAAAAUGGCUCCCUAUGAUACAAUACAAUUCCAAAGAACUCCUCUAUGGCUUCGCAAAGAUUGUUCAGAGUUUGGGCCCCCUGUAUUUUCAUCUUCACAUGGCACUAGUGUCCCACUUAGUAGUAUAUUGCCCCAAGUGCAGUUAGAGGCUAUUUUGUGGGGCCUUGGAACCGCACUUGGAGAGCUUCCCCCAUAUUUUAUUUCACGAGCAGCAAGCCUCUCAGGUAGUAGAGUGGACGCAAUGAAAGAACUAGAUGCAUGUUCUGAAAGUAAUGGAUUUCUAGCUACUCGUCUGACUCAAAUGAAGCGCUGGUUUCUUUCCCAUGCACAAUAUUUGAACUUCUUCACAAUUCUAAUACUUGCUUCGGUUCCAAAUCCUCUAUUUGAUCUUGCUGGCAUAAUGUGUGGACAAUUUGGGAUCCCAUUUUGGGAGUUCUUUUUUGCAACUUUGAUUGGAAAGGCUCUCAUUAAAACUCACAUACAGACUCUGUUUAUAAUUUCUGUUUGCAACAAUCAACUUCUUGAUUGGGUGGAAACCGAGUUGAUUCGGAUGCUUAGUUUUAUACCUGGUUUUGAAACCAUGUUACCAAACAUCAUUGCCAAGCUCCACUCCAUGAAAGACAAGUAUAUGGCCACCAAAACACCUGUAACUUCAAAUAUAAAGGUGGACAAAUGGGAUUUCUCAUUUGCUACAGUUUGGAAUGGCGUGGUUACGAUCAUGCUACUGAACUUUUUCGUUAAGAUUGUAAAUGCUACUGCACAGAGAUACUUGAAGAAACAGCAAGAAAAGGAAUUCACUGGUCUGAAGAACAAAUCAUCCUGAGGGCAACCAGAUAACCCUCUUCAUUCAUUCAAAUGGAUUCAUAGAUUUGCUUUUCUUUCGAGCUUUUUUGUCGUCUGUCUUGUUGUCAGAAAUAGGGUGAACGAAAUGAUUGGUAGCUUUGGUGAUCACAAUGGAAGGCUACUUGGAGACUCGGGACCAGCAAGUCCAUUUCAGAAACUUUGUAUAAAACAAGAGUAGUCUCACAUGUUCAUUGACUAUGUAACCUGAAGAGGAACAUUAUUUUUAGGGGUGCCAAUGAAGUGCCAUUUGUUGACAAAAUUGGAGAUGAGAAAGUUGGAAACUCAUUAUGCUCAUACCUUUAGAAAGUGAAGAUAAUUUAUAAACAAGAAUGUGUUUUUUAAGUAUAGCAAUUAACGUCCUAGCCUCUUUUC
Nicotiana attenuata is the source of this 1901-nucleotide messenger RNA. RefSeq names its product vacuole membrane protein KMS1. The transcript has 8 exons. The record is from RefSeq and is a predicted model, not a curated record. Lineage: Eukaryota; Viridiplantae; Streptophyta; Magnoliopsida; Solanales; Solanaceae. The coding region runs from base 235 to 1509 and encodes 424 amino acids.